UCGCUCACUGCAGCCGACGCAAAGUGGCGCGCUAGACUGCGCAGUCGCAGCAGUAGCAGAACAGGCGAGACGCAGGCAGACAGUCCUCAGCAGCAGCAGCCAUGGCAGAUGGAAAGCCCAAGGAGGGAGUAAAGACGGAGAACAACGAGCACAUCAACCUGAAGGUGGCAGGACAGGAUGGCUCAGUGGUGCAGUUUAAGAUCAAAAGGCACACUCCUCUCAGCAAACUGAUGAAAGCUUAUUGUGAACGGCAGGGGCUGUCAAUGAGGCAAAUACGAUUUCGAUUUGACGGUCAGCCCAUCAAUGAAACAGACACACCUUCUCAGCUAGAAAUGGAGGAUGAAGAUACAAUCGACGUGUUCCAACAGCAAACUGGAGGCUCGCCUCUUUAAAGACUGUUUCCUAUGAACAUCCCUACCUCCCCCUUUCAUCCCUGAACAUCUUUGUUAUACCCAGUCUUCAAAUGCUCAUGACCAGUGUUGAUACGAUCCAGUGGAAUAUUUACACAAAAUACUCAAAGGCAGCAUCACAGCUAGUGUUGAGUUUGAUUACACUGCCAUGUUACGUGACAUAUUAACAUGUCUGAACAGCGCAGUGCAGACAAUAUGUAGGCUGCAGUCAGUCUAACGUGCCGAAGAAGUGAAAAACUGUUUUUGUUUGAGUUUUUUGUUUGUUUGUUUUUUGUUUUAAUUUGGGAAGAGAGAACGCUUGGUCCUGCUUUUGCUUUUAUACUUACAAAGGCUUUGAUUAAAGAUGGAGGUUUGAUUGAUGUAACCCUGUGUUUUAAAUUCACUGACAUCUGUUGUUAUUAUAAAAAUGUAUUAUUGGAAUAAAUUGAGUCUUUUUUUUCUUUCUUUC
Messenger RNA from Oreochromis aureus, 858 nucleotides. Its product is annotated as small ubiquitin-related modifier 2. Gene Ontology annotation, molecular function: protein tag activity; ubiquitin-like protein ligase binding. Gene Ontology annotation, cellular component: nucleus. The transcript has 4 exons. Gene Ontology annotation, biological process: protein sumoylation. Lineage: Eukaryota; Metazoa; Chordata; Actinopteri; Cichliformes; Cichlidae. The record is from RefSeq and is a predicted model, not a curated record. Bases 102 to 392 code for a protein of 96 amino acids.